Molecule: messenger RNA, 1608 nt
Organism: Cotesia glomerata
Lineage: Eukaryota; Metazoa; Arthropoda; Insecta; Hymenoptera; Braconidae
Exons: 1
Coding region: 1-1608 (535 amino acids)
Source: RefSeq, a predicted model, not a curated record
AUGAGCGCACUCAUUCAGUUGCGUGAUUCAACAGGUGAAUUCAUACAAGCUCGCGCUUUACUUGACACUUGUGCAACAGCUAAUUUCAUUACUGAAAAAUUGACUAACAAAUUAAAAUUGCCAAUGCAAAAUUGUUCUAUUCCAAUCGGGGCUGUUAACGAAAUGCAAACCUUUUCAAAACAUAUCGUACAAAUAAAUUGUAAAUCUUUAAAUGGUAAAUUUCAAAGAUCAUUGUCAUUUCUAACUGUUAACGAAAUUGCAGAACUGAGUCCAAAUGAAAUCUUUCCGCGUGAUAAAAUAAGCAUACCUAAAAAGAUAAUACUUGCUGAUCCGCAAUUUCAUAUACCAAGACCCGUAGAUGUCCUUAUCGGUUCAGGUACCACACUUUCUCUUCUAUCUGUCGGACAGAUUAACUGCUCACAAACUGAUUGUGAUUUAAUAUUACAAAAAACGCAACUAGGAUGGGUCGUAGCGGGAGGAGUCAACGACGAUAAAAAUAUACUUGCUGUAACUUGUCAAUUAACUGAUCUGUCAAGUCAAUUAACAAAAUUCUGGACUAUUGAAGACGUAGGUUCUAAUGAUUCCCGAUCUUUUGAUGAUUCUACAUGUGAGACUCAUUAUCAAAACACUACUACUCGCGAUACAGACGGUCGAUAUGUAGUAAAAUUACCUUUUCGCGUAGACGAUGUCGAUUUCGGGAAUUCCAAACAACAAGCUUAUGAAAGAUUUCUGUCCUUACAGAAGAGAUUAAAUGCAGACUCAUCAUUAAAAUCUGAAUACAAUAAAGUCAUGAAUGAAUACAUCAAUCUUGGCCACAUGGUACUCGUACCGGAUGAUAGUGGACCAGGGUAUUAUAUGCCCCAUCAUCUGAUAAUAAAAACAACCAGCACUACCACUAAGGUACGCGUUGUAUUUGAUGCUUCAGCUAAAACCGAUAAAGGUAUCUCUUUGAAUGAAGUCUUACUAACCGGACCUACUAUACAAGAUAAUCUUUUUACCAUUCUCUUACGUUUUCGUACCUUUGUUUAUGCUAUGACUUCUGAUAUAGCUCAAAUGUAUCGACAAAUUUGUGUACAUCCGGAUCAUCAUAAAUAUCAACGAAUCCUUUACUAUCAUAAUAACAAUAUUAGUAGCUUUGAACUUAAACGAGUAACAUUUGGAGUUUCUGCAGCCCCGUUUUUAGCUAUACGCACUGUAAAUCAACUUGCUGAUGACGAAUCUCAUAAUUUUCCUGUAGCUUCGAAAAUAUUAAAACGAGAUCUUUAUGUCGAUAACUUAUUAACCGGAUCUAAUUCUUUGACCGAAAUUUUAAAUUUGCGUGAUGAAAUCAUUCAACUAGUGCGAAAGGGUGGAUUCGAACUCAGACAAUGGGCUUCGAAUCAUCGACACGCACUGGAUAAUUUCGAUCAAAGAACCUUAGAUUUAGAUUGUGCUAUUAAUGAUGAUCCUAUCUCUAAAACUUUGGGCAUAGCAUGGAAUUCUCUAACUGACGAAUUUAUCUAUACAGUCAAUUCAAUCGAUUCAUCGCGAAAAGUAACUAAACGAACCAUCUUAUCUGACAUUGCAAAAAUUUUCGAUCCUAUCGGAAUUCUAGGUCCUAUAGUAUGA